Messenger RNA from Aureobasidium uvarum, 636 nucleotides. The record is from the annotation of a GenBank genome assembly. NCBI's taxonomy places the organism in Eukaryota, Fungi, Ascomycota, Dothideomycetes, Dothideales, Saccotheciaceae.
AUGUCCACUCUCCACCGCCGCACCAGCAUCCUCCAAAUGCUUCAACACUGGGCUCUCACCUUCAUCGGCAACCUCGCCGGCUCCCUCUUCGUCAUGGCCCUCAUCGCCGGCUACGGCGGCAUCCUCUCCGACCCAGCCUACGCCUCCCAAACCAUCAAGUUCGCCACANAAAAAGUCGUCUCUCCACAAUGGCACCAAAUCUUCCUCCGCGGCAUCGGCGCAAACUGGUUGGUCUGUCUAGCCUGCUUCCUCGCCUGCGGUGCCCGCGAGAUGGUGUCCAAAAUCGUGGUGAUCUGGUGGCCAACAUUUGCGUUUGUGAUUUUGGGAUUCGAUCACGUAAUUGCGAAUAUGUUUUAUAUUCCCAUGGCGAUUUUCUUGGGGGCGCCGCAGAUUAGUGUGGGCUUGUAUAUUUGGAAGAGUAUGAUUCCGGCGCUGCUGGGUAAUAUUGUGGGUGGAGGCUUGUUUGUCGGUGUCGUGUAUUGGUAUCUGUAUCUGGCUGGCAAUGCUGAGCCGGUCCUGAUCGAUGGGAACAGUUAUGGGGGCCCGCCGAUGUCGUUGUUUGGGGUUAAUGCCGAUGUUGAAGAGGCGCCGGCUCAGAUGUCUAGGAGAGAGUCUGAUAAAACGAGCAUGGUUUGA